UCCAUUUCUCCCAGCAACGCCGUCCCCUCCACCCCCCACCCCACCCCCCGCAGCAAGAUGGUGCAGAAGAAAGCAGAGAUACCAGGUUUCCACUGCUCCUUCAAGGGACAAAACCCCUUUGACCUGGAGUUCGACCAGUCCAACCACCUGGAGCCCGUCUUCAACUUCGAGUGCCCGCCCCAUCCCAGUGAGCUGGGGGUGCUGCAGGUGCCCUCCUGCGGGGCUGCAUCCUGGGGGGCUCCUCCCAUCCUCACCCCUGACAUGCCCUCAAGUCAACCCAUUGAUAUCCCCAAUGCCAAGAAAAGGAACAAGAAGAAGAAGCGCUGCAGAGCCACCAACAGCUUCUCUGGCAGGUUCGAAGAUGUUUACCAGCUGCAGGAGGAGGUGCUGGGAGAAGGGGCCCAUGCCAGAGUCCAGUCCUGCGUCAACCUCAUCACCAACAAGGAGUAUGCAGUGAAGAUCAUCGAGAAGCGUCUGGGACACAUCCGCAGCAGGGUCUUCCGGGAGGUGGAGAUGCUGUAUCAGUGCCAGGGACACAGGAACGUCCUGGAGCUGAUUGAGUUCUUUGAGGAGGAAGAGAGGUUUUACCUGGUGUUCGAGAAGAUGAGAGGAGGCUCCAUCCUGACCCACAUCCACCGGAGGCGCCACUUCAAUGAGCUGGAGGCCAGCAUGGUGGUGCAGGAUAUCGCCAGCGCCCUGCACUUUUUGCACAACAAAGGAAUUGCACACAGGGAUCUAAAACCAGAAAAUAUUCUGUGUGAGAGCCUAGACCAGGUCUCUCCGGUGAAGAUCUGCGACUUUGACCUGGGAAGCGGCAUCAAACUCAACAGCGAUUGCUCCCCCAUUUCCACCCCGGAACUGCUCACCCCGUGCGGCUCUGCUGAGUACAUGGCCCCAGAGGUGGUGGAAGCAUUCAACGAGGAGGCGUCCAUCUACGACAAACGCUGUGACCUGUGGAGCCUGGGUGUCAUCCUGUACAUCAUGCUGAGCGGGUACCCCCCCUUUGUGGGCCACUGCGGCUCCGACUGCGGCUGGGACUGGGGUGAGGCAUGCCACACCUGCCAGAACAUGCUCUUCGAGAGCAUCCAGGAGGGCAAGUACGAGUUUCCUGACAAGGACUGGGCGCACAUCUCCUUCGGAGCCAAAGACCUAAUUUCCAAGCUGCUGGUGAGAGACGCUAAGAAGCGGCUCAGCGCGGCCCAGGUCCUGGAGCACCCCUGGGUGCAGGGGUGUGCCCCAGAUAAUACCCUGCCGACCCCCAUCAUCCUGCAGAGGAACAGCAGUGCCAAAGAGCUCACCUCCUUUGCUGCCGAGGCCAUUGCUGUCAACUGCCAGCUGACACGGUGCAAUGAAGAUGAGGAGGAGGCGGAGGAGGAAGCACAACCCAUCAUCAUCAAAGCUACCUCACGGGCUGUGCAGCUCUCCCCCCCCUCCGAGUCCAAGCUGGCCAAGCGGCGGCAGAAGAGCAGCCUGGCAAAGGCGGUGGCUGCCGGGCAGCACCUGGUGGCCCCGCUGGUCCUGGUGGUCGACCAAGCCUGAGCUGUGCCACUCCAACCUGCUGUACCCUGUGUCCCCCUCCUCUUUCUUUCUUCCCCCCCCCCCCCCCCCCCCGCCCCCGAAAAAAACCCCACUGUUUCUGACUAGUGACAAGAUCAGUACUCGUCCCUGUGGCUGGUUUCCAAGGUUUUGCUGAUCUUGUAGGUCUGGAGGUGGGAGGGUUUGUUUGAUCUGUUUUUUUAAGGUAUUAAAUCAAGCGUGAGGUUGCUUCACCCAGGGCAUACUCAAGGACAUCUGACAGACACACAGACUUUUGUUUCCUGACUCUUUGUUUCUCCUCUGACAUUUCUCCCCCUCCCUGACACCAAAGGACUCUUUGUAUCCACGGCUGCUUUGACGAUUUCAGCUCAUUUCAUACUGUGAACAGAAGAUCCUCGGUCGUGUUUUCAACAACAGGAGUUGUGUUUUAACCUUGCCCCUCCCCUCAGAGCUGCAGGUUUUUCUCUGAUUUUGGGGCAGAUCCCAUGAAACACCCCUCCCCGGGGGUCUGGGAGGCACCUCCCAGGCAUGGGGAGCCCCUUCGUCCCAUGCUCGGGGGCAUCCCCAGCUGUGCUUUGGAGGGAUGCAGUGGGUGUUGUGCAGUGAACUGCUUGGGCCAGGAGGGAUGGUGCCCUGUCCCACUGAGCUGCCCUCUGUCCUUGGCAGCCCACUUCCAGAAUAAGCUAUUCAUCCCCCACUUUUUUUUUUAAAUUAUUGUUGGUUUUAAGCUGCUAGCUGUGCUUGUCUACAGGGCAUGGAGAAAUGUCUUCCUUUCUUCCCACGCUCCAGCUGGCAGCUCCCCUGGGGUAAGGUCAGAGCUGGGGGAUGUAGAGGUGUCUAGGGCUGUGCUCUUGUGCUGGGUUGGAUGUUGAACCCCUGUUUUUGGAGGGGCUGCUCACCAGUGGCUGUGCUCUUGUGGAUGCACAAGGUUGGAAUGAGGUGUCCAGGGUGGCUGGAGCAGCCAAAAAGUAUCCCUCUGGGAAUAGCUGGGUGCUGUAUGGCAAGAAAAGGACCCAUCUUAAGAGUGUUGGGACCUGCUUGCAGGGUGGUGUGACUUGGUGUGGCUUCAGGCUGGCCCCGAGGCUGCUGUGGCAGGAGGGUCUGGGGGUGCAGAGGGUGCCGAGUGCUCCGAGGAUGCCAGUGGGCAAGUGGCCAGGCUGGCAGCAGCAUGCAAGGGCCAUGGCGUGGGGGAGCAGCCUGGGGAGGGCUUGGAAUGUGGGGCUGGAGUGUUUGGGGUUGGGGUAGCAGCGCCUGGGCAGUGCAGGGUUUGAUGGGUGGCUGGGGAGAGGAGCUGGGCACAUGUGUUCCCGCAUGUGUGUGCAUGCAUCUGCCCUUUCCUCAGAGCUUGCUUUGCUUUGGGGAAGGGAGGGAGUGCAUGCGGGGGAAGGGCUUGAGAUGCUGAAUCGGGACGGGGCCCUUGGCUGGUUUUGGCUGCACAGGGCAGGAUCUGUCUGGGUGAGUGAGUGGUGCCCAUGCUUGGAGCCAGGCUGGUGGCCAGCUCCUCCGAACACCCCCUGCACCAAGCCAGAGCAGUAAACCUCUGCUCCCCACCAUGGGCUGUGCCACCGAGCUGCACCCGCUGCAUCCCCCCAUCCCGCCGGGAGGGAGGCUGCCGCCUUCGUUACUGAUCUCCUCUCCCUUCCAACUCAACACUUUGAGCUUUAUAUUUUGAAAAAGCCUUGGCCCAUCAUGUGAACAGGUGAAGCCUUUGGGAGCUUGCUUUGAGCUGGGGAAGAGACUUCCCCAGUCUUCAGCUGAAGACAGUCACUGUCUCCAGGGGGGGAAAAAAUGAAAAAGUUACCUUUUAUUUUAAGACUGCUGAUGGCCGUACUAUGCAAUAUAUGUUGUUGUUUUUUGUUUCAGGGAGGUGUGUGUGAGUUAUCUCAGGAGAUGGUGAUGUUGAGUGUUGAUGGAGUUUGGGGCAGGGACUGUCUUUUCUCACCCUUCCUGGUCUUUCUGCCGAGUGGCAUUGGUGGGUUGGGGAGGGCAGCUCCCCCCCAAAAACCGCCUUGCACUUGCAAUCUGCCCUCUCCCCCGGGUGCCCCGGUCCCACCAUGCAGGGUGGGGAGGAACGGGGUGGUGGUGAGGGGAGACCCCCCCCACGCAGGCACCGGGACACUCCAGAGAGGCCUCCUUUAAAGGAAGAAAAAAAAUCCAUCUUGAUUGUACCUUGUUACUUUUUAUAGCUUAUUUUAUCAGUUGUAGAUAAUUCCUUGUUGUCUUAUAUUAAGAAAUACUUGAAUGAUGUACAGUAUGCGAUGCCUUGAGCUGGUAUUGUGAAAGCUAUUGUUGAUGCUGCAUGCCGCAGCCUUUUUUUAAAACAAACAAGAAAAUCAUGGGAAGGGGAUGGCAAGGGGAUGUCUCUGAAAUAUGCUUUUUUUUGUCCCCUGUCCUUUUCUUGGCAAACAAAGUUUCCCCCUUGUCCCACGUGCAAGACCAAACUCUUUAUAUAUAUAUAUAUGCAUAUAUAUGUAUGUGUAUAUAUAGACACACAUUCUUCUGAUGGCUGGCUCAUGGCCCAGGUGACCCGUGCUGUGUGGGAGCUCAUCCCUGUGGGCACUGUGCUGCUGCGCGGGCAUCCUUGGCUGGGGACGCCUGCAGCCAGCAGCUGCUGCGAGUGUUUACAUCGAGGGGGUGGAUGUGCUGGCAGCAUCUGAGCUCUUUGCUGGUUGCUCAGCCCAGGCUUGGCUUCGUGUUUUGGCUUGAGGGUUUGGUUUGGCUGUGAACCUGGUGCUCCUGGCGUGGCGCUUGGCGGAGGGUCCCAUGCCACCAGGAUGGCAAGCCCCCAGCAGCUCUGGUGCGUGGCAUGUGUGGCAGGGUCUGUGUGUUUAGAGAGGAUCCUUAAAUGCCUCCAGAGCUGGCAGAUUGACUCUGGAACACCUCUAGCCGUGACUUUGCACAAGACAUUGGGGAGCCGUGGGUGCCUCGGCAGUGCAGGGCUCGGCACUGCACUGGGCCAGCUGGGGAGAGGCUCAUGCCGGGGCCAGAUAUCCCCUCCCAGUGCCAGCGCCUCUCCCGGGGUGGUUUCCAGACAGAUGCUUCCCUCUCGCCAACACCCUUCUUCCUCCUCUUCCUCUUUUAAAGCCUUUCCCCCCCAUAGAGCAUCUGUCUUGGAAACCAACUUCAAAAAUAUUUUUUUAAGCUGGAAAUUUUAAGCAUUUUGGCUGCUUCUCCUUCCCCCCUGCCCUUCCUUCAGCCAACUAACUCGACUUAGAACUGGUUAGAAAUGAUUACUGUGAAGCUAACUUUUUAUCAAAGACAGGAGAAACUUUCUCCACUUUACAAUUGUCAAACCAGCUUUGGCAGUCUUCAAGAGUCCUGUUAAUGCACUGUUGGUCUGUACAAAGGCAGCCUCUGCUCAGGGGCUGGCUGGAAAAGAAAAAUGAAAACAAGACAAAAUCCCACAAAACCAAGCACUUUACUGUAUGUACCAGGUGAACUGAUACAGCUGAAUUGAAGUUUUCCUUUAUAACAAUUGUUGAUGCCAGAAUUUUGUAUUGUUUUGUAAGAAUUUAAUAAAAAUGAAUUGAGACCUA
Phalacrocorax carbo (great cormorant) is the source of this 5072-nucleotide messenger RNA. The record is from RefSeq and is a predicted model, not a curated record. NCBI's taxonomy places the organism in Eukaryota, Metazoa, Chordata, Aves, Suliformes, Phalacrocoracidae.